AGCUCUCUCGGCCACCGUACUCGACCUCUGUCGUCUUCGCCCCGUUUGCCGGUCACCGAUUAGCUCUCCGCCAAUCACAGGCUUUGUUUUGGCUAGCCGCUAUCCGACUCGGGCCAGGCUGCUGCACUUGACACACUGCGAACUUCCAGCAGCUUUAACGCAGCAGAAACAAAGCACUGUCACCCCAGGGGACUCUGUAAAAAUGCCUCAGACCAACAAGUCGGUGAGCGGUGGCUGUGUGCCAGGACAGGUAUCUGCUCCAGACCAGGGCGAGCCGCCGCCAAUGUCAGUGGACGUUAAGGCCCAGGUGGCUGCUGGAGAUGGAGGCGGAGGGGUCGCUGGAGAAGACAAGGGAGACACAGAGAUCAUCAAAUCUCCCAGUGACCCAAAGAUAUACAGAUACAUAGAGCUGAGUAACGGCAUCCGAGCUCUCCUCAUCUCCGACUUCAGCGGGGCCGAUGGGAAGGGAGACGGUGAAAACGGAGAGGACAAGGGGGAAUCGGAGGACGGGGAUGAGGAGGAAGCGGAGGAAGUUGAAGAUGAAGGGGAUUCUGGCGAGGGGUCGGAGGAGGACGAGGAGGACAACGAAGAGGAAGAGCAGGACAGCGACUUUGACGAGCUGGACGAAGAGAACGCAGUGAAGAAGAAGAGAGGGAGCUCUGAGAAGCAGGCGGCAGCUGCUCUGUGCAUCAGUGUGGGGAGCUUCAGUGACCCGGCCGACCUUCCCGGCCUCGCCCACUUCCUGGAACACAUGGUGUUUAUGGGCAGUGAGAAAUACCCAGCAGAGAACGGCUUUGACGCUUUCUUGAAGAAGCAUGGAGGAAGUGACAACGCCUCCACCGACUGUGAGAGAACCAUCUUUCAGUUCGACGUGCAGAGAAAGUACUUCAGGGAGGCGCUGGACAGGUGGGCUCAGUUCUUCAUCUGUCCUCUGAUGAUUGAGGACGCCAUCGACAGAGAGGUGGAGGCUGUGGACAGCGAGUACCAGCUAGCGAGGCCGUCGGACUCGCAUCGUAAGGAGAUGCUGUUUGGGAGUCUGGCCAAACCUGGACACCCUAUGAGCAAAUUCUGCUGGGGAAACGCUCAGACAUUAAAACACGAACCCAGAGAGAAACAGAUCAACACGUACCAGCGGCUCAGAGACUUCUGGAGGAGAUAUUACUCUGCUCAUUACAUGACGCUCGCUGUUCAGUCCAAAGAGACACUGGACACUCUGGAGCAGUGGGUGAGAGAGAUAUUCAUCAAAGUUCCCAACAAUGGUGAACCUCGACCCGACUUCUCUCACCUCCAGCAGCCGUUUGACACACCAGCCUUCAACAAGCUCUACAGAGUGGUCCCCGUGAGGAAGGUUCACGCUCUGACCAUCAGCUGGGCCGUACCGCCGCAGGGAAAACACUACAGAGUGAAGCCUCUUCACUACAUCUCCUGGCUGAUCGGGCACGAAGGAACCGGCAGCAUCCUGUCUCUGCUCAGGAAGAAGUGCUGGGCUCUGGCUCUGUUUGGAGGAAACAGUGAGACAGGCUUCGAUCAAAACACCACCUACUCCAUCUUCUCCAUCUCCAUCACCCUCACCGACCAUGGCUACCAGAACUUCUACCAGGUGGUAGAUUUUGUGUUCCAGUACCUGAAGAUGCUCCAGACUCUGGGUCCCCAGCAGAGGAUCUAUGAGGAAAUUCAGAAGAUAGAAGCCAACGAGUUCCACUAUCAGGAGCAGACGGAUCCCAUCGAGUUCGUUGAGAACAUCUGUGAGAACAUGCAGCUGUUUCCCAAAGAGGACUUCCUGACCGGGGACCAGCUCAUGUUUGAGUACGACCUGCAGGUGAUCAGCGCUGCUCUGUCCCUGCUGACUCCAGACAGAGCAAACCUGCUGCUGCUGUCCCCAGAGAACGAAGGUCACUGUCCGCUCAGAGAGAAAUGGUUCGGUACCUGCUACAGCAUGGAGGACAUCCCAGAGCAAUGGGCUCAGCGCUGGUCAGCAGAAUUCGAACUCAACCCUGAACUCCACCUUCCGGCUGAGAACAAAUUCAUCGCAACGGAUUUCACCCUGAAAACGUCGGACUGUCCGGACACAGAGUUUCCUGUGAGGAUCGUCAACAACGAGCGAGGCUGCCUUUGGUACAAGAAGGACAACAAGUUCAAGAUCCCCAAAGCCUACAUUCGUUUCAACUUGAUCUCCCCCGUGAUCCAGAAGAGCCCUGAGAAUCUGGUUCUGUUCGACCUCUUUGUGAACAUCUUGGCUCACAACCUGGCGGAGCCGGCCUAUGAAGCCGACGUGGCCCAGCUCGAGUACAAGCUGGUGGCCGGAGAGCACGGACUGGUGAUCCGACUGAAAGGCUUCAACCACAAACUUCCGCUGCUGUUGCGGCUGAUCGUGGACCACCUGGCAGACUUCAGCGCUGAGCCGGGCGUCUUCACCAUGUUCUCAGAGCAGCUGAAGAAAACCUACUUCAACAUCCUCAUCAAACCUGAGCGACUGGGCAAGGAUGUUCGUCUGUUGAUCCUGGAACACUGUCGCUGGUCGGUCAUUCAGAAGUAUCAGGCCGUUAUGAAGGGUCUGACCGUCGACGACCUCAUGACCUUCGUCAGCGGGCUGAAGGCGGAGCUGUACACCGAGGGGCUGGUGCAGGGAAACUUCACCAGCACGGAGUCCAAGGAGUUUCUGCAGUACUUCAUUGAUAAGCUGCAGUUCCAGCCUCUGUCCGCCGAGGUCCCCGUCUUGUUCCGGGUGGUGGAGCUGCCUCAGAAAAAUCACAUCUGUAAGGUCAAAUCUCUCAACAAGGGAGACGCCAACUCCGAGGUCACCGUCUACUUCCAGUCGGGGCUGAAGAACCUCAGAGAGCACGCCCUGAUGGAGCUGAUGGUGAUGCACAUGGAGGAGCCCUGCUUCGACUUCCUCAGGACAAAGGAGACGCUGGGGUACCAGGUGUACCCAACCUGCAGGAACACCUCAGGGGUGCUGGGGUUCUCUGUCACCGUGGAAACGCAGGCCACCAAGUUCAGCACGGAGUUCGUCGAGGCAAAGAUCGAGGAGUUCCUGGCCUGCUUCGGCGAGCGUUUGUCGGGUCUGAGCGAGGAGGCCUUCAGGACCCAGGUGACGGCUCUCAUCAAGCUGAAGGAGUGCGAGGACGCUCACCUGGGCGAGGAAGUGGACCGCAACUGGUUCGAGGUCGUCACACAGCAGUACGUCUUUGACCGGCUCAACAAGGAGAUCGAGGCUCUGAAGCUCUUCACUCAGGAGGAGCUGGUCUCCUGGUUCCUGGAGCACAGAAACACCAGCAGCAGGAAGCUCAGUGUGCAUGUGGUUGGUUUCGGGCUGGAGGAGAACGACCCGCCGGAUCAGAGCGUCGUCUGCUGCCCGGACAGCCCUGACAACCCCCCCACCUCGGCCUACGGCGAAGUCAACGAGCUGACCUUCCUGUCGGCCUCAUCGCCGUUGCUCCAGGACGCCGCGCUCAUCGCCGACAUCAGAGCGUUCACCUCCUCCCUCCCCCUUCACCCCUACCACAAAAUCCUCAGCUAGGUCGCCCCCACUGCAGACCGACAGGAAACUCAAGAGAACGCCUCCUCGUUUCCUCUCUCUAUAUCAGAGAUAAUAAAGUAACCAUGGCAACAGCUAGCAUAAUACAAAUAAUAAUAAUAAUGAUAAUAAUGAUAAAAAACACACUGUUUGAUCAACGAGGACACUAUUGGACGGAGUGAAACCUGAGGGACGUUUCAGAGGUGUUGGUCACAAUGAUGCUGCAUUCACUUCCUGGGAGAAAAACUGUACAUCUGAGCUUCUUACCAAUAAACUCGGUUUUCCGAGACGAUGGAUCCUGGGAAUUUGAGUUUGUGACAAAUUCUGGCAACCAAUAGGAAAAACAGUUGAGCGUGAAGAAUAAUAGAUGAAAGUUUGAUAAACAAAAACUCACUGAGGCCGUUGCUGUGUUCAGCCAAACUGACCCGACUGCUGCAGCUAAGCCAGAUGUACGAGCACGUUAGCGCCUCAGAGUUAGUGGAAGGAAGGCAGCUAACUACUGAGGACAGAUUUUAGAAAUAUCAGUGUAGAGCAGUUAAUCUAAUGAUAAUCUGUUGAUAACUUUCUCAAUCGGUUGUUUUAAAAAAUGUCUCCCACAGUCACCAAGAGCCUGAGCUGACGACUUCAAAUGUCUUCUUUUGUCCAACUAUUGAUUAUCAAAAUAGUUGCCCUUUAAGUUUCUGUCAGUCGACUUAUCAGUGUAUUAAUCUCUGCAGCUCUAAAACAGUGCGUGCUUUAUCGUUUCUAGUCUAUUUGGACUUUUGAUUAUCACAAAAAUCUGUCUUUUGAUACAGCGUAGCUCAUAUCAUAGACCUACAACCAUAUCUCUGUCUCCUUACAAUCUACUGCGGUAUCAGUAUUCUGCCAAAUCUUUUGUCUAGUGCAGUUGUUAAGAAGCAAAACCCUUUUCCGAUGUAUUCGAACACUGGAAUACGAUACUGAUCCUUAAAAUCCCAGGAUCGAUCUUUGCGUUUGCACUUUCUCUCAGUAAACGUGCACUUCUGUCACGCGUCUGCAGGGGUCACCUGUCAUGAGGAGCUUCAGUUCGGGCUGCGUGUGUAAUACGUCUUCGUACUUUGUGGAAAUCGAGUUAUUACAGCCUCCGCGAAAAGGCCGUUGUAAGUUAAAACGCGCCGUAGGUGCCAGCUGCCGCGCGGGCCGCCCUGUGAACGGUGAGGUGACCGAUUAGAGUCCGCGUGGACCCGCUGCAGUCUACCUGAUGUGGACGUUUGUACCUGCGCUGACAGUCCACGCUGUAGCUGUACGGGACAAUGUUUGGUUUUUAAAAUGUGCAGAAUGACGACGCCCUCGUAAGUGCUGCGGGUUUUUAUUGUUUCUUAACUGUUCUGCACACGACGGCCUAAAACAUAUUGUGGGCGCAUCAUGUGUCGGCCGUUUGACAUUUGCCAGGGAAAAGAAAUCCUCGGUCUGCGGCUUUAGAACCGGAGUUUGGCCGACAAUGUGACUUGACACAGUUUACUCUUCGAGGAAACAACAGUGUCGCUCACUUGUUGAAUGUGGAAGAAAUUCAAGUUCCCAGGAUGAAUUCUGAGAAAGGCUCUACGCGACACUGGCUCUUAUCUGAUGGGAUGAACCCACCUCCUCAGUCUCUCAAUCUGCAGUCAAAUAUGAACGGAAGCAGAUGCGAUCAAUUUUCAGUUUAAUUACACAAUUUGGAAAGAGUUUGACACCAAUGAGAGUCUUGCCUUCAUAAGGUCAUACGUGGUCCAAGAUUUUAUUCUUCAGAAAUGAUCCGUAGGAGUCUGCCGUCAGACUGAACUUUGACCUUCAAGCUUAAUGCAACCGGGCCCGCAGAAGGCUUCGUUUCAUUCAACUUAACGUACAGGGACCGCUGGUAGCAAUGAAGGGAUUUCUACAGGACUGACUAAACCGCAGCUUUAGGCCUGUAACAAACAACUAUUUUCACUAUCAGUUGUUUUCGUUAUCGCCAGUCCAAAAUCCAAAGAUAUAAAAUUAUAAUGAAGACAGAGAAAGACAAAUCUUCGUGUUGUAGAAGCUGGAACCAGAUAAUUUGUGGCAUUAUUGCGAGGAAAAAUGACAAUAACAACUGAUCAAUUCUUAAACUAUUAUAUAGGAAUUAAGUUUAUACUGUUUAGCUUAUGCUCUUUGAACUGUGAAAAGAUUAGAUUUUUCCCAGGUAAAGUGAAUGCAGCGUGAUGACUCAGGGCUCUGGUCUAAAAUAAAGUCCAUGACGAAAAACGACGAGAAGGUCAAACCACCAUCUUCAUGCCAGUAUCACAGGCAACGCAACGGCCACGUGUUUUACUUCGUCGUCUCUGAGUUUACACAUGUUCACACUGUGAUGUUUCGUCAGUGGGCGACUGAUAUAAAUGAAGAAAUAAAUGUAUGGACUUGAACAGUG
Messenger RNA from Xiphias gladius (swordfish), 5900 nucleotides. It is a transcript of the gene nrd1b, whose product is annotated as nardilysin b (N-arginine dibasic convertase). Gene Ontology annotation, molecular function: metalloendopeptidase activity; metal ion binding. Gene Ontology annotation, biological process: proteolysis. The record is from RefSeq and is a predicted model, not a curated record. Bases 203 to 3520 code for a protein of 1105 amino acids. The transcript has 31 exons. NCBI's taxonomy places the organism in Eukaryota, Metazoa, Chordata, Actinopteri, Istiophoriformes, Xiphiidae.